This is a messenger RNA of Arachis ipaensis, 2247 nucleotides long. NCBI's taxonomy places the organism in Eukaryota, Viridiplantae, Streptophyta, Magnoliopsida, Fabales, Fabaceae. The record is from RefSeq and is a predicted model, not a curated record.
AUCCUUGCAAAUACUCACUCUUUGCCAAUGUGAACUAUAUGGUAAAUUCCCAAUUGGAAUAUUCCAUCUCCCAAACUUAACAGUCUUGAAUUUGGGAGGAAACCAAAAUCUUAGGGUUGCAGUUUUUAUGGGGCCAUUCCUUCUUCGCUUGGCAACCUCACCCAACUUGCCCUCUUAGAUCUUAGCAAUAAUGGCCUUGAAGGUGAGAUCCCUCACUCUCUUUUUAGACUCGAGAAUCUUGAAUACUUGUAUCUGCCGUAUAAUUUCUUUGAAGGGCAUCUAGCACUUGACAUGUUUUUGAAGCUAACAAGGCUUAAUGAUCUUGACUUAUCUCUCAACAAAUUGUCUUUGUUGUCACAAAAUAGGGCUGUCAAUGUGACAAUUCUUCCUCCAAUUCAGUGGUUAGGAUUGAGUCGGUGCAAUUUAAAUGGAGAAAUUCCAACUUGGCUAAUGAAUCUAACCACUUUAAAUCACUUGGAUCUUCAUGACAAUAAUCUUCAAGGUGAAAUUCCAUAUUUCCUCUUCAAGUUAGAGAAUCUUACAGUUCUUGAUCUAUCUGGUAAUGUGUUGGAAGGACAGAUCGAGCUUGAAAUGCUUUCAAAGCUCAAAAAGCUUACUGUACUUGGUUUAGGCGGAGGCAACAAAUUGUCUUUUCUUGAAGGGAACAACACUUCCAUUGUAACAUUUCCUUCUCAAAUUCAAUUUUUGGAUUUAAGGUCAUGCAACUUAGUUCAUUUUCCCAAUUUUAUACAGCACUUGCAAGAGUUGACUGAUCUUUACCUAUCAAACAACAGCAUAAAGACAAUACCGAGUUGGUUAUGGAACAAAACAACUCUUCAGAGUUUGGAUAUUUCCAACAACCUAUUGAUGGGAGAAAUACCCCCCUCCAUAUGCAACCUGCAGUCACUUGUGGUACUUGAUUUAUCUUCCAACAAUUUAGUUGGCAUGAUUCCAUCAUGUUUAGGAAGCUUUAGCCGAUCUCUUCACAUUUUGAGGCUCGCAGGAAACAAAUUGAUAGGUAAUAUUCCUCAAAAUUAUGCGAAAGAAAAUGCACUUCAGUUGAUUGAUUUUAGCUCAAACAAGUUAUAUGGUCAAUUACCAAGAUCAUUUAUCAAUUGCAGAAUGCUAGAGCUUCUUGACGUAAGUCAUAACCAUUUCAAUGAUUCAUUUCCUUCUUGGUUAGGAUCUCUCCCUAAUUUAAAGGUUAUUUUUUUACGUGAUAAUAAAUUUCACGGAGCUAUAAAGUGUCCAUUAAGAUGCACAUUUCCUCAGCUUCGUAUCAUUGAUCUUUCUCAAAAUGAGUUUUCUGGAGAAUUGUCAUCAGAAAUAAUCAAGAAUUUCAAAUCGAUGACACUUUCCAACACAAGCCACCAAGUACAGUUCAAGGACGACGUUUAUCAAUUGCAACAUUCUUGGGUUGACCUUAGUUUGUUUGUAUUUCCAAUGCAUAACAAAGGGGUUGUCAUGGAGUAUGUUGGGCGUCAAUACUUUCAUUACAUGGUAGCCAUUGAUCUUUCAUGUAACAAAAUUUCUGGUGAGAUUCCAGAUAUCAUGGGAAGUCUGAAUAGGCUUGUCUUGCUUAAUUUGUCCAAUAACAUGUUUACCGGCAGCAUCCCAUCUUCCUUCGGAAAGCUUUCAAAUCUUGAAGUGUUGGACCUUUCUGCCAAUAGCCUGUCAGGGGAAAUCCCCCAACAACUCACAGAGUUAACAUUUUUGGAUUUCUUCAAUGUGUCUUUCAACAAUCUCUCAGGUCCAAUCCCAGAAAAUAGACAAUUUUCCACUUUUCAAGAUAAUUCAUUUGAGGGAAACAAAGGUUUAUGCGGGUUUCAAUUGUUGAAGAAAUGUGAAGAUCAUCCUAAGCUUCCAUUGCAAGAACCUGAUGGCGAUCAAGAUUCUGAGUCGGGAUCUUUCUUUGAAUUGUAUUGGAUGGUAAUUCUGAUUGGAUAUGGGGGUGGCCUUGUUGCCGGGUUAGCACUGGGAAAUGCUUUUGUUGGAGAUGUUUUUAGGUUGCUGAAGAGGAUCUUUUAAGUCACAAUUCUAGAUGUUGGUUUUUUCAUGUGUGUAAUCUUAGACUAUUUUCAUUUUUGUGUUUGCGUUUGAAGUUAUUGUGUUCCUUUUAUGUAAGAGUCUGCUAUGUGUAUACCCAAAUAAAAGUAGGCAAGUGAAAAAGAUAAAAUAUAGUCUGUUAUAUAUCUAUUUUGUUUUGCUAUUUUUUAUAUAAGAAAAGUCGUACAUUGUGUUCUUUGC